GACACAUUCAUCUGUGACAGCCGAUCGACGCCAGUGAAAUUACUAGGAGGGUGACAUAUUCGUGUCCGAGCAUUUUUUGCGGAAUUGUCAUAUUAAAACAUUCUUAAAAUGUAUAAAUGUAUGGAAGCACCGGGUCCUCGCCAGGAUAUGGUUCUGACAGAGAAACCUAUCCCAAGUCCGCCCCCCAUAGGAAUGGUAGUUAAGGUGAAAUAUGCAGGGGUGUGUCAUUCCGACGUCAAAACAUGGGAAGACGACAUUUUCUUAGAGGAGGGCAACAUUACACGUAAAAGCGACUUUGACCCUGACUACAAAUUCCCCAUAGUUCUCGGACAUGAAAUUUCUGGCACCGUAUACAGCUUGGGAGAUAGUGAGAAUAAAGAUGCCGACACAUUCCAAAUUGGAGACAAAGUGGUUGUUUUUACGUUUUGUGGAUGCACUGAAUGCAGCUUCUGCACGGCGGGUGACAACAGAUGGUGUCCAAAGAUGAUUUCAAAUAAUAUUGGAGUCGGGAAAAAUGGCGGAUUUGCAGAGUAUGUGUCUGUCAAAAACAGAGCCUAUGUGUCCAAGGUACCUGCCAAUAUACCCAUGGACGUUGCUCCAAUGAUGUCAUGUGGAGCGCUCACUGCUUAUAAUGGUGUCGAUCUUGUCAAGGAAUCAAUAAAGAAAUGGAUCAACUGGAAAGGAGCUGCUACAGUGUUGAUCAUUGGUGCCGGAGGUCUAGGUUUGUGGGGUGUUUCUUUGUGCAAAGCAGUCCUUCCAAAAGAGACGAGAAUAGCAGUUGCAGAUUUGUCCUCUGAAAAACUUGAAUCUUCCAAAGCAAUUGGCGCUGAUAUUACGAUAUUAUGGGAUCUUAAAGAUGAUACAGCAACAACCAUUGAAAAGACUAAGAAAGCUCUUGGUGGUUUGGCGGAAUCAUCCAUUGAUUUCGUAGGCAAUCCGUCCACGCUGAAAACUGCAGUGCAUGUAUCAGCUAAGGGAGCAACAGUAGCAGUCGUCGGUCUAUUUGGUGGAGCUGCCACUAUUCCAGUUCCAUUCUUCCCAAUGAAAAUACUCAAUGUCGUUGGUACAUACACAGGGUCCACUGUACAUUUUAAAGAACUACUGGAAAUUGUAGAUAAGAAUAAGAUUGUUGGGCCAACGAUAUUCCAUUACAAACUCGAGGAUGUAAACGAAAUAUUUAGAAAACUAAAGAACAGAGAAAUAAAUGGAAGGGCCAUCUUAGAAUUUGACGAUUAG
Molecule: messenger RNA, 1236 nt
Organism: Owenia fusiformis
Lineage: Eukaryota; Metazoa; Annelida; Polychaeta; Sabellida; Oweniidae
Source: the annotation of a GenBank genome assembly